This is a messenger RNA of Phasianus colchicus (ring-necked pheasant), 3237 nucleotides long. RefSeq names its product synaptonemal complex protein 1 (gene SYCP1). Gene Ontology annotation, biological process: lateral element assembly; meiotic DNA repair synthesis; chiasma assembly. Gene Ontology annotation, molecular function: double-stranded DNA binding. Gene Ontology annotation, cellular component: transverse filament; central element; male germ cell nucleus. The record is from RefSeq and is a predicted model, not a curated record. NCBI's taxonomy places the organism in Eukaryota, Metazoa, Chordata, Aves, Galliformes, Phasianidae.
UUAACCCGCUCCUUCGAAGCCAUGGAAAAAGGAAAAGCGUUUAAACUCUUCGUGCCGCCGCGUUUGAGCGGCGGUCAGGUGUCUGCGGUCAAACCCCAGACCAGCGCUCGGCCCGCAGAGCCGUGCCAGGGUUUUAACAAAUGCCCAGGUGAUGAUUUUAAUUUACCUUUUGUAAUGACAACUGCAGCAAGCCAUGGUGAAAUCACUGAUGCAGAUUCAAUUUCACAGCAAACAAAACUUUGCUCUGAGGUGGAUGAAGAGAAUAUGGAAACAAUCAAUGAAUUGUAUUCGAAACUCUACAAAGAGGCUGAAAAGAUCAAGCGAUGGAAACUGGCUGUAGAAUCAGAACUAAAGCAGAAGGAAAGAAAAUUUCAAGAAAAUAGGAAGAUUAUUGAAGCACAGCGUAAAGCCAUUCAAGAAUUGCAGUUUGAAAAUGAAAAGCUAAGUUUGAAACUGGAAGAUGAGAUAUGUGAAAAUAAAGAUCUUUUAAAAGAAAACAGUGCUUCAAGACACCUGUGUAACCUACUCAAAGAAACCUGUAGUCACUUCACAGAGAAGUCCACCAAAUAUGAACAUGAAAGAGAAGAAACAAGGCAACUAUAUGAGGAACUUAAUAACAACAUUGAAAGAAUGAUAGUGGCAUUUGAAGAGCUUCGCGUGCAAGCAGAGAACACCAGACUGGAAAUGUGUUUCAAAUUAAAAGAAGCAGAAGAAAAAAUGGACAACUUUGAAAGAGAAUGCAAGCUAGAAGUCAGUAUGAAGGAAAAGCAGAUUUCAGUUCUUACUGUAAGGUGUAAUGAAAAAGAUGAUGUAAUAAGAGACAUCAAGACUCACCUGCAGGAAUCAAAAAAUAAGAUUACGGACUUAGAAGAAGCAAAAAGACAUGAAGGGGAAAUGUUAAAGGAAUCUCAGCUCAAUCAAGAAUAUUUAAAGGCAGAACUGGAAGAAGCUAAAAAUUCAUUGCAAAAAACAGAGGCUACUCGAGAGAGCUUAGAAACUGAACUGCAGAGUACAGUGAAAGCAUUAAUUCAGGUCACUCAGGAGAAAGAAACACAGAUGGAAGAAUGUAAAGAAGCAAAGGCUUUGCAUGCAUCCAUGAUAGAAGAGUUCGAGACUUCUACUUACAAUUUGAAAAGCUUGCUGCAAGAAGAACAAAAUAGAUUGAAGAAAAACGAAGAUGAGUCAAAACUGCUUAUGUUGGAGCUCACAAAUAAGUCUGCUGAGCUUGAAGAGAUGACUAAACUAAAACGUGAGAAAGAAAUGCAACUUGAAGAGCUGUCUGAAACACUGGGAAAAGCUGAAGAACUUCUAGUGAAGAAGAAAGAUCUUGAGGCUACUGUUGAAAAUUUGCAAGAGAGAGAAAAAGAGAUGAAAAAUAUUCUUCAAGUCAGAGAGAAAGAAAUGUGUGAUCUGAAAGUACAGCUGACUUGUUCAGUUGAAAAGGAACAAAGUUAUUUGAAAGAACUCACAACACUGAAUGCAGAUCUUGAACGAGAGGCACUAAAGAAUGAGCAACUAACAGUGACUAUCAAUACACUGUUAUUAGAGAAAGAACAAAUGGCACAAGAGAAAAGUAAUAUGGCUACAGAACUCAAGAAACUGCAGGAAAGUCAUGAGGAUCAAAGGGAAAAAGAAGAAAAUAUAAAGCAGUUAGUAGAACACCUGGAAGAAGCAAAUGGUCAGCUAAGAAAUGAACUGGAGUCUUUGAGAGAGAAGAUGGCAAAGAAAGGUGAAGAGGUUAAAAGCAAACUGGAUGAAAGUGAAGAAAAUACUAAGAGUAUUGAAAAUGAAAUUUUGAAAAAGGAAAGACAGUUGAAGAUGCUAGAAAAUAAGUUGAAUACUGUGAAGAAACAGGUGGAAAAUAAAACAAAGUGCAUUGAAGAGUUACAACAGGAGAACAAGGCACUGAAAAAGAAAAUGACGGCAGAAAGCAAGAAAACAAGUAGUUAUGAAGGGAAGGUGAACAAGCUACAGUUAGAGAUGGAAAAUAUGAACAAGCAACAUAAGGCAAGAGUUGACAUUUAUGAAAAAGAAAUUGAAGCAAAAGGAGUAACUGAAAAUAACUUACUUGAAGAGGUAGAAAAAAUGAGGUUACUUGCUGAUGAAGCAACAAUAGCACAGAGAGAAACUGAUAUCCGAUGUCAACACAAGAUAACUGAAAUGGUGGCACUUAUGGAAAAGCAUAAGCAUGAAUAUGAUAAAAUGGUUGAAGAAAAAGAUACAGAGUUAAAACUAUAUAAGAUAAAAGAGCAAGAGCAGUCAUCAUUGAAAAGAGCUUUGGAAACAGAACUAUCAUGUUUGAAAAGUGAACUGUCAUCCCUUAAGGAACAGCUUAAAGCAGAAACUGAAAACAAGGAGAAGCUUGCAAAAGAACUCUCAAAAAGUAGGGCUCCUGAAACUGAAAAGAAGGACAAGAAAAUACAAACUCAUUUUUCUGAGACUCCUAAACCUCAUUUAGAUCCAGACUCUGCAUCUAUUAAUGUAAAAAAACUAUUCUCUCAGAGUGAUAUUCCCAUAAAAACCAGCAUGAUGGAAAGUACAAAAACAUCUCCUCGAGCAUUUCUACAGAGUCCUUUGGUCAGACGAUCGUUGAAGACAUACACUGUAAAGACUCCUCCAGUACAUAAAAUGCAAAGUGAAAGCUCAGGUCUGAUUUCAGAACAGAGGAAAAAGCAAAAAGUGCUUCUGCAGCUGGAUGCUCAGUCAGAUAGCUCUGAACACAGCGACCUUCUGAGCCUUGUUUCAGAUGAAGAAGUAUUUAAAAAAUUAUACCAAGAUUAUCCACAAGCUUCACAAUUAUAUGCAAUGACACCAAAACAGAAACCAACUACAUCAAACCUGAAAGCUCCAAGUUCUGCACUAAAGCUUGCAACUAUGAGAAAAGUGAGGGAGACUGGAUGGACUGCAGUUUCCAAAAUGGACAGGAAGAGAAAAAUUAAAGACGCUGAAAAACUCUUCUCUUAAAAAAAAAGAGCAGAGCCCUAACAUUAUUUGAUUAGGACAACUCAGUAUUCUUUGAGCAUUAGUACUUUGUUGCAUUUACUGCCAAAUUCAGUAUGUUUAAUACACAAAUUUCCUUGAUUCAGAUAGUCCUUAUAUAACUACAAUCUGCAGAGCAUUUUCAGUGUUUUAUUCGUGUUAUAAACAGUCUGGAGACAUUUUAAUAUUGAAAUGAGAAUAAUUAAAAAAAACUGUUGCAAAAAAAAGAAAAGAAAAAGAAAAAAACUGUUACUAGAA